CAAAGUGACUCACUGGUGGUCCCUGACACUCUGGAAGCCUUCCCCGGACCUGGACAUCCAGUCUCUGACAGUCCUGCAAUAGUGAGAACAUGGCAGCUACAGGAACUGAAGCAAAGGACCUCGAAAACCAUCACAAUGACUGCUUCGUUCAACUUUCAAAUCCAAACAUAGCAACAAUGAAGGAAGAUGUUCUCUACCAUUUCAACCUCAGCACUAGCACACACGAUUUCCCCGCUAUGUUUGGAGAUGUGAAGUUUGUGUGUGUCGGUGGCAGCCCUUCCCGGAUGAGUACCUUCAUCAGGUACGUGGCUGCAGAGCUGGGCCUUGACCAUCCAGGGAAAGAGUAUCCCAACAUCUGUGCGGGCACUGACCGCUACGCCAUGUACAAAGCUGGACCCGUGCUGUCUGUGAGCCAUGGCAUGGGCAUUCCUUCCAUUGGGAUCAUGCUUCACGAGCUCAUAAAGAUGCUGUACCAUGCCAGGUGCUCCAACAUCACCAUCAUCCGCAUCGGCACAUCUGGCGGGAUAGGUCUGGAGCCCAGCUCUGUAGUCAUCACCCAGCAGGCAGUGGAUGAGUGCUUCAAGCCAGAGUUUGAGCAGAUUGUCCUGGGAAAGCGCGUGAUUCGCAGCACCAACCUGGACACAGAGCUGGUGUAGGAGUUGCUGAAGUGCGCGCUAGACCUGAAUGAAUUCCCUACUGUUGUGGAGAACACCAUGUGCACCUUGGACUUCUAUGAGGGGCCAGGCCAUCUGGAUGGUGCCCUCUGCUCCUACACAGAGAAGGACAAACAGGCCUAUCUGCAUGCAGCCCAUGCCGCAGGCGUCCGAAAUAUUGAGAUGGAAUCUUCACUGUUUGCCACCAUGUGCAGUGCCUGUGGCCUUACAGCGGCUGUGGUGUGUGUCACUCUCCUGGACAGACUGCAAGGGGACCAGAUCAACACUCCCCAUGAUGUGCUGGUUGAAUAUCAGCAGAGGCCUCAGCGGCUGGUGGGCCACUUCAUCAAGAAGAGCCUGGUGAAGGCCUGA
Molecule: messenger RNA, 1025 nt
Organism: Psammomys obesus (fat sand rat)
Lineage: Eukaryota; Metazoa; Chordata; Mammalia; Rodentia; Muridae
Product: uridine phosphorylase 1-like
Exons: 1
Biological process (GO): nucleotide catabolic process; uridine catabolic process
Cellular component (GO): cytoplasm; cytosol
Molecular function (GO): uridine phosphorylase activity
Source: RefSeq, a predicted model, not a curated record